AUGGCGGUCACCCUGUUCCUCACCUCCAUGAGCUCCUGUCCUUGGGCGCACAAGCUAUGGGAAGAGAAGGGAAAAGGAGAGGGAGCUGCUGUGGAGUUCGAAGUUGUGACGGAUAGUGUUGGGAUUCAGCCCUUGUCCCUUGUAUGGGUGCGUGAUGUAUGGGUGGUGAGAAGAUACACGUGUUUCACGCCGGUGCCACCUUGUGUCAAAUGUUCGGCCCGGCUGACAACUGGUUUGGUGGGGACGGUAAAUGUAACUGGCACAAGGACAUCAAUUGAAAAUGGCAUAUGUCAUUUUUCGAAAGAAAAAACUUCAAUCGCACUGCAGAUUCAUUUUCCCGCAUCUGCACUUUCACUUUCCCCAUUGCGGCUGCACCCCACCCUAGACUCCGCCGCCGCCGCCGCCGCCUCCAUGAGCGCCACCGCCAUGGCGGCCGCCCUCCACCACCGCCCCCGCUCCCGCCCGCCUCUGGAAGACGAGGAUCUGCUCUCCGAGAUCCUCCUCCGCCUCCCGCCGCAGCCGUCCUCCCUCCCCCGCGCCUCCGCCGUCUGCAAGCGCUGGCGCCGCCUCGUCUCCGACCGCGGCUUCCUCCGCCGCUACCGCCGGCACCACUGCCGCAGCCCUCCCCUCCUUGGUUUCUUCCGCGACGAGCUUCCAGACCUCACCUACACGCCUACCAUGGUGGCCCCCGAUCGUAUCCCCGCCGGACGCUUCUCCUUGCAUCUGUACGACAGCCGCGCCAGAAUCCUCAGCUGCCGCCAUGGACUCCUGCUCGUCGCCCGCUCAUCGGGAAACCGGUUCCUGGUGUGGGACCCAGUCACCCGCGACCAGCACAGGCUUGUCGCGCCACCGGCGUUCGACAUCUACGCAGCCCAGGUGGACGUGGCGGUGCUCCGGGCUGCUGGAGACGCCCACCACUUCCAGGUGGUAUUGGUAAGCUACCAACAGAAACAAGUGGUCGCCUGCAUUUACUCCUCGGAGACUGGUGUAUGGAGUGAUCUCAUUUCAACACUAGUCCAACGCUCGGUCGCGGGUUAUGUAGACAUGCCGGCUGUGUUGGUCGGGGAUUCCCUUCACUGGCUGCUCUCUUGCGUUGGUGCAAGUGUAAUUCUUCAGGUUGAUUUGAGUAGGCGGAGCCUAGCUUUGAUACAGGUACCGUCUAUGCUUGCCCAUGGUCAUUUUGUGGACUUUAUGACAGUUAUGCGAGCAGAGGGUGGCGGGCUGGGUUUACUCUGCAAGAAAGGCUUCACCGCCCAAUUAUGGAAGAGGAAUGCUGGUUGUGAUGGUGUUGCUUCGUGGGUGCCGGGAAGAACUAUUGAACUGGACAGGCUACUAUCCCUGAAUUUAGAGGAGAAAAAUCACAUACAGAUGAUAGCGUAUGCUGAGGAAAAUAAUGUGGCUUUCUUGCGGACAGUUUCCGGUAUCUUCAUGGUCCAGCUUGAGUCAUUGCAGUUCAGUAAACUUCCUGAAAAGAACUAUGCUUUCUAUUAUCCAUUAGAAAGUGUCUAUGCUGCAGAAACAAGCAUUGCUGGUGGACAUGGUGGAGCUGAUCAAGAUAUGCUAGUAUGAUGUACUGGUUGAGCAGGAAAGCUUAUCUCCUGAAUGUAUGUAAAGGUAUCUAGAGUUACGUUCUGGUGGCUGACAUGCAGAAGGGGUCACGGGGCUUGUUUGCUGCGCCCCACAAGGAAAAUUUGCCCUCUAUUUAGGAUGCACUAGUCAGUUGUGAAAUGGACUUGUAGGAAUUAGUUGCUUAUUUUGAUCAACCCGGUUUAUAUCUAAUUUCUGUAGUCAAUUGGCCAACUGGGCAUGAAGACAUAAUGAGCUUGUUACGAUUAAUUAGUACCUUUCAUUUAAUCUUGCUUGCAUAUUGUGUGUUCUCAUAUUUUCACUUUAUCUUUUGAUUGUGUUCCAUGUUAUAUU
Molecule: messenger RNA, 1920 nt
Organism: Triticum dicoccoides
Lineage: Eukaryota; Viridiplantae; Streptophyta; Magnoliopsida; Poales; Poaceae
Exons: 4
Coding region: 1-1569 (522 amino acids)
Molecular function (GO): protein binding
Source: RefSeq, a predicted model, not a curated record